This is a messenger RNA of Betta splendens (Siamese fighting fish), 4894 nucleotides long. Its product is annotated as cingulin-like protein 1. The transcript is spliced from 22 exons. Gene Ontology annotation, cellular component: myosin complex. The coding region runs from base 626 to 3319 and encodes 897 amino acids. NCBI's taxonomy places the organism in Eukaryota, Metazoa, Chordata, Actinopteri, Anabantiformes, Osphronemidae. The record is from RefSeq and is a predicted model, not a curated record.
GGGCAGAGGGGCCGAAGGGGGGCGUGGCGGCUCCUCACGCGCCGCGGACGGGACCUCCCGCCCCUCCGCGCCCGGUCCGAUCCACCUGAGAGGGGCGGGGCCGCCGCGCGGCGUCGCCGUGCGCCAGGUGAGCACGCGGACACGCCCCCGAGGAAAACUCCCGUCAGCGACGCGGCGGCUCGUCACAGCGCGGCGGAGCGGCACCGGGAGCGUCCGCAGGUGGUCCCAGGAACAGACGCACUGAGGUUCAGGGUCGCGUGCGAGGAGCUGACCUUUCACCUCCAGGACCUGCAGAAACGAACAGAGUGGGAGCUCAAAGGACAUACAGACACAACGUUUUCAGAUCCAAGUCCAUCGUCAGCUGCUCUCCACUGAACUGUGUGACCUCCAGGAAAAGAGGGGAGAAGCUGCAGCCUUCACACGUCCACCCAGGAGCUUCAGGCCUCCAUCUGUGAGCGUGUGGCUCGCUCAGCGACGCUGGUGUUCCAGGAGGAGGCACUGAGCACGCUCAGCAGCCUUCUGAACCACAACCUCCAGCGGUACCAGGGGACCCGGAGACUGCAGGUCCUCAAACAAGCCCACAGAGGCAGAGGAAACCAUCGCUAGCACCGCGGGUCACCGCAACAUGCAGGGAAAGAACGAGGCGGAACAAGGCAACAACAUGCGUGCACCUGAGUGCCGUCCACCACAGCCAUCGCGUAGCCCUCAGCAGACCAUCAAUGGAGGGAGGGAGCCGGCCUGGAGAGCCAGUCAGAAGAGGCCUCCUCCAGCCGUGAGCCGCGGUACCAACCUGCACCGAGCCGGCAGCGUCAAGGACCUGAUCGGUAGAUUCUCUGGACCGGAUCGCAAGACGUCUGCCAGUUACUUCCAGGGUUUGUCCUAUGGAGCGGGACGAGUCCCUAAAGCUGCUUCUGCUGACGCUCUGGUCUCUCUGGAAUCCCAGUCAAGUCAACCUGCACCGGCUGCACCAAGCAGCCUCGCCCAAGACCAUCCGGCUCCCGGCACCGCCGUGACUCCAAGAACCAAGAACCAAGCUGGACCCCAAACUGGCCAGAUCUCCGCCCGGACUGAUUGUCCAGUUGAAGCCACAGCUGAGGAGACGGUUUCAGGCCCAAAGAGCCAAACUCAGUCCGCGGACUCUAACAGGCACUCAGCGGCCGACUCCGGCAUGGGCUCGGAGUCCGAGUUCGAUUCAAACAAGAGAGCAGACAGCCCCUCGGAGGAGACCCCCACCACUCCCAAACCCACGGUCACCAGCCAGAACCCCAAGUAUCAGCUGUUCCUCAACAACGGGGUGAACACCAACGGGUUGAGUGGCAGGGAUGCAGAUGGUCCAGGAGGCAGUGGAGGGGCCGAGGAGAGCAGUGUGGACCAAUGGAAGCUCUUGGGACCCAAGAAGGAGGAGUGGAAUGGGUCCUUAGAGUCCCUGCUCUCCCAUGAUUCCAACGGGGAACUAACGCUCUAUGGUUUACCGCUAGAUGAAUGUCCUCCCAGAGUCUUCAACAGCCCCUACAGCAGCGGUCUGUCCUUGGAGUACAUCCCCACACAGCGCAUGUCAGAGUACAAGGGUGGGGUGUCUCCUGCCCUGUCCGACUUCAACCCGUACAGCUUCAACAGUCGCAGCACCAGUCCGUUGGGCUACGGAACGCUGCCCUCACGCACGCGGGUCUCGGCCUACGACACGCUGCUGAGGAGGAGGGCCGAGGUCAACAACGCCCAGGUCUUCACCAGCCAGUACAGCUUCCUGCACUCUGCCCCGGCACCACCCAAUAAAAAAGACUACAUAGAGGAGCUGACCAAGCAGCUGGAUGCCUGUCAGAAGCGUAACCAGUUUCUGGAGGCGGAGAGUGUGGAGAUGGAGAAGGAGAGGGACCAGAUCAGGUACGAGAUGCGCUUGAUGCUGGUGAACAAAGAGGAUCUGCUGAGGACCAACACUCAGCUGAACAAUGAGCUGAAACGGACCAAAGAGGAGAUGAUACACAUGGAGCACGAACGCCAGAUGUUCGCGGAGAGAUGCAGAGAGAUGGAGAUGGAAGUUAAGGAGGCUCGAGACAUGAUGGUGGAGGCCCACACUCAGGAGUACGCCUUCAACUUCCUCCAGCAGUCGCUCAAAAACAAGAUCCGGGAUGCUGAGGAGAACCUGGAGAAGCAGACUCUGCAUGCUAAGGAGCUGUCGGAGAAGCUGUGGCUGGCGGAGAGGCAGCUGGAGGACCUGGAGGUCAGCAGAGGCUCCAAGGACAAGAAGGUGUCGGACCUCAGCAGCACCAUUCUCAGGCUGGAGAUGGAGCUGGCCGACGCCCUUCAGGCAACCACCCAGGCCACAACGGAGCUGAGUCUGCAGCAGAAGCUGCGCAACGAGGCCCAGAUGAGAGUGGUCGAGCUGGAGGACUCUCUGCUGGAGAAGGUCCAGGAGCAGCAGAAGAUGCAGGAGCUGGUGGGCCGGCUGCAAGGAGAGGUCUCCAGUAAGCUGAGCAACAGGGAGCAGACGCUGGAGGAGGAGAUCCAGCUCAGAGAGAGGCUGCAGCUCCAGUGCAAGCAGGCGGAGCGGACGGUGGACGAGCUGCAGAUGGAGCUGCACAGGUCCAACCAGGCCCGGGAGGACCUGGCCAAGCAAGUCAAGCAGGCCCAGGAGAAGAUGAUUGACCUGGAGACCGACGUGGAGGAGCUGCACGAGAGCGAGCAGAAGUGGGCGGCCAAACAGAAGCGAGCCAUUGAACAGAAUGAGCAGCUGCAGCUGAAGUUGAUCCAGGAGAAAGAUCGGAACGAGCAGCUGGAGUUUGAGAAGGCAACGAUAGAGCGACAGCUGCGUGAGGCCCGUUCAGAGGUGGAGGAGCUCCACAGCUCCAGGGUCCAGGACGACGUCGUCUCCAGGAUGGAGGGACGAGUCAGAGAGCUGGACAACGCUCUGAAAACAGAGGAGAGGAACAAGGCUGUGCUGACGAACACCAUCGGUAAACUGGAGAGGAAGAUCAACGAGCUGAACGACCAGUUGGAGGAGGAGCACAGGAUCGCCACCGAGCAGAAGGACCUGAUGAACCAGAGGAUCCGCACCCUGAAGCGUCAGCUGAACGAGGUGGAGGAGGAGGCGAGCAGGAAGGAGGCGCAGUACCGGCACACCAGCAGAGAGCUGGCGGAGGAGAGGGAGACGAGCGCUCGGCUGCAGAGACAAGUGAUGGACCAGCAGCUGCAGACAAAGUGGAAGGACACGCUGAGCAUCCGUCAGACUCUGGACAACCUGAGGCUGGAUCUCAGUGCGGACGAGGACGAAGAUGACGACAGCCAGCGGCUGCAGCAGCAAGCGAGCGUCACCAAAGUCUAAGUCUGAACCCUCACGCUCGGCCUCUGGGUGGCGCUGUGUUCACGCUGACGGGACCUUUGUCAAAGCUGCGUUUCCAGUCUUUCACCGCAGAACAAUCGUUUUAAAAUGAAACCAGUCACAGAAGGUUCAGGUCCUUCGUUAAUAAACUAGAAUUGUGAUGAAGUGAUGAUGAUGAUUAUUUGCUUCAGGAUGUCACGUCCUGUUGCUCCUCACUGCAGAGAACCUGAGCGGGUUUAUUAGAUCACAUCACGCUCGGCUUUGAUGACAUUUGGUUUAUUGUGUGUUUGUUUUUAUUUAAUGGAACUUUGCUGACUGUUCUUUCACGAGGGCUUUUCCAUCUCUGCAGUAUUUAAACACGUUGUUUUAUGGAAUAACGACAUUAGGGAUUAGACUUUACCUGGAUUAUUUAUAUAAAAGCUGUGUUUACUUAAUCUUCAUGAUUUGAAGUUUGUUGACUGUUGAAUGUUUCCGAUUUGUUAUUGCUUAUGGGGCAAAAAUGAUUUUACUUUAUUUUAUUGUGUUGCAGGUAUUUGACAGUUUGCUUCUGUUCUGACUUUGUUUCCCACACACAGUAUAUGCACGCAAAACUAUCUGAGGAGUAAUAUUUAAUAAAGGACAAACUCUGGCUUUACACUGUAACGUCCUGAGUUCAGUGGUUUUAAUGAUUGUGGGUGAAAUAGAGACUAAAACCUUUAAAGAAGUUAAAAUAAUUAAUUUGUUAACUGUGUGGGGAAAAGCAAAGUUUACUUAAAACGCUGAACAUUGUUUAAAAUGGAGGUAAAUCAACUUAGUAAAUGUCUAAAUGCAGAAGAGAAAAAAGCUAAACAUUUGAUUUUGUUAGAAAUUAUAUGUAUGCUCUUAUUUUGUAGAAAGAGAGAAAAUGGUGCACAAAGAGAAACAAACAGGUUCCUUUCAUUCAUUCAGCAGCUUUGAAGCAGCACAGCUCAUCUCUCAGGCCGCUUGUCUUCUGCAGGUUCUUUGUUCGAGUCUUUGCAUUGGUCACAAACACUAUUCAGACACUCUUGGAAUCCUGUGUUAACAUUUGAUUUUUCUAAGUUUCCUGUUUCAUGCAGCUGAACUGUCUGCUUUGGAGGAAACCCCGUCAAAAAACCCAACAGACUUGUUUUUGUAACUUCACACUGGUUUUGCUGUCGUCAGGUAUUAUAAAUAUAAAAACGUAUUCAACUCAUUCCAAAACAGUGUUUGCCUGGAUCAAAUCAUAUCAUGAGCUAACGUUCUACCAAUAUCGUAGUUAAGGUUUGUGUGUUGUUGUCAGUAGAAGCUCCUGUGAAACAGUCACAGCACACGCCAGGUUCUUAUUGUACUAAUCAUCUUUAAUCAGCUGUCACAUCCCACAACGUCUGCAAAGUCAAACCAUCGGUUCUAACAAAGCUGGAUAAAAUGCAAAGAACUAACUCCACAAAGAUACUCCUUAAAAAAACGUGAACACUUGAGCGUCUUUGUCAAAAGCAGAAGUAUUAAUUAUACACUUCAUGAGAAGAUGAACCAGUGUUGGUUUUUUUUUCCACAGUGUAACUUUACUAACACCAAUUAAAAACUGUUCUUCAAAUACCA